CGCCGCCGAUGUUUUCCUACCCGGGACCGGGCGCAUGGCGCGGCCGCCGGGGCCGCUUCUCCUCCUCCUCCUCCUUCCUCUCCGCCUCCUCCUGCAGCUCUCCGCCGCCGCCGGGCGGCCCUGCGGCCCCGCCGGACUGCCACGGGACACGGUGCUGGGCCUCCUGGGAGCCAACAUCACUCUGACCUGCCAGGACGAGCAGCCUGCAAACACCACGGUGCUGUGGCAGGUGGAGAAGCAGGGAGCAGCAGGGCAGCUGGCAGAGGGGAACACGCUGCUGCUGACACAGCUGCGCUAUGAGGACUCGGGGCACUACAGCUGCUCCGUGGGGAGCCACCUGCUGCGCUCCCUGCGGCUGCUGGUGGCAGAGCCCCCUGAAACUCCCCAGGUGUCCUGCUACCGGCGGAGCCACGACAAGGAUGUGCUGUGUGAGUGGCCACAGCAGAAGAAGCCAUCCCCAGGGACACGGGCAAUGCUGUGGGUGAGGAGGAGGUUUGUGGCUGAGAAUGCCACAGAGCAGCGGUGCCGCUACUUCUCCAAGGCACGGAAGUUCCUUUGCCGGCUGAAGGUGCCACCUGGCACUGAGGACACCAAAAGCCUCGUGGUGUCCACGUGUGUCAGCAACGGCGCCGGUGGCUCGGCUGGCAAGGACAAGAUCAUCACCCUCAGCAGUGUCUUGAGGCCAGACCCGCCGGUGAAUGUGACAGUGCAGGCUCUGGAGGGGGCCCCACAGCGGCUGCAGGUGAACUGGUCCUACCCCCCCUCCUGGGACCCCCGUUUCUACUGGCUGCGCUUCCAGGUCCGCUACCGCCCCGAGCCCGCCCCGACCUUCAUGGAGGUGAGACCCUGCCCGCUGGCACAGCCCUUGGCCCUGGCCAGGCUGUCCCCAGCCCCGUGUCCCCUCCUCCAGGUGGAUCAGGUGAUGACGACGUGGCUCGAUAUCCGCGAUGCGUGGCGUGGGAUGAGGCACGUGGUGCAGGUGAGGGCCAAGGAUGAGUUUGGCCAUGGCACGUGGAGUGAGUGGAGCCAGGAGGCCGUGGGCACCCCCUGGACAGACCCUUGGGAGCUCACCUCUGAAAUGGAGCCUUACAGCUCACAGGUCCCCACAGAAGAUGACACCUAUGGGGUGACCCUGUCCCCCAGGCUCUUCGAGGAGGAUGAUGCUAAUGGUGCUGGUGGAUCUGUCAUGGAAUCCAGCACCCAUCCUGUGGCAUCCCCCUACGCAUUCCUGGUCACCGGGGGCAGCCUCCUCCUUGGCAUCGCCCUCUUUGUUGGCAUCGUGGUGAGGUACAGGCAGAUGUGGUGGACGAGCGGGCAGGAGACGAGCAAGGCAGAGGGCGAGGGGCAGCACAUGCUGGUCCCUCUGAGCUUACCCCCACCCACACUCAGUGACACCCCCCUGCUCUCACACCCUGCCCCCUCAGCCCCCGGAGGGCUCCACACAACUCAGGCAGAUCAUUCCUCCUCAGGGCAGUAGCCAGGGGCUGGAUGUGCUGGCAGAUGCUUGGGGGUUGGAUGGAGGGUCCCAGGGCUUUGAUGUGGCUCUGGGAGCAGUUCCCCCCAGUAUCUGGUGGUUGGGACAAGCCUCUGAGGAGGAGAAUCAAUGCCAUCCCCCAUGGGGAGCAGCUAGGAAAAACAGACUGGGUCGUGGGGGCACCUUCAGCACCAAGCUGGGAUGGCCAGGAAUGACAGCACUGGAAUUGUGGCUGCACCAGAGCUUGGGGGGCCUGGGACCCAGUCUGGAGGUCCCACAGGGAAGGAAGGGCCUGGUCCCUACAGUGCCACGGGGGUUGGGGAGGGAGGGCCUGGCUGGAUCAGCCCC
Melospiza georgiana is the source of this 1822-nucleotide messenger RNA. RefSeq names its product interleukin 6 receptor (gene IL6R). Gene Ontology annotation, biological process: cytokine-mediated signaling pathway. Bases 35 to 1477 code for a protein of 480 amino acids. Gene Ontology annotation, molecular function: protein binding; cytokine receptor activity. The record is from RefSeq and is a predicted model, not a curated record. Lineage: Eukaryota; Metazoa; Chordata; Aves; Passeriformes; Passerellidae. The transcript has 9 exons. Gene Ontology annotation, cellular component: external side of plasma membrane; membrane.